Pelodiscus sinensis (Chinese soft-shelled turtle) is the source of this 2490-nucleotide messenger RNA. The record is from RefSeq and is a predicted model, not a curated record. Lineage: Eukaryota; Metazoa; Chordata; Testudines; Trionychidae.
UCCCCUGCCGCCGGCUAGGCUAACGCUACGCCCGGGUACCUACCUAGUGUGCGCCCUGCUCUUAGAAUGGAAACUCCACCCGCAGACAUUUCUGGCGGCGGUGUCCCUCCUCUUCCCCCCCAGCGGCGGCAGGUCAUUGUUGUGUGGGAGGAGGGCAGCAGGGAUGGACUUGAUCUUUCGGGUGUCUUGCUAAGACAGCAGCACAGCGUGCAGAGCGGAGGAGGAGGGAAGAGACAGCUUCGCUGCUGCGGCUGCUGCUAGCUACAGAGCCUCUCCCGGCAAAGCCAGAAGCUUGAUUUUUAGGGGGGGUUUCUUUUCUCUCUUUUCCCCAUUCCUUCCCCCUUGCAGUUUCCCUGCUACGGCAGAUGUGUUUGGGGUCCUCGCACAGCUGGGACUAUGGUGAAAUUUCCAGCGCUCACUAACUACUGGCCUUUGAUCCGAUUCUUGGUACCUUUGGGCAUCACCAAUAUAGCCAUCGAUUUCGGGGAGCAGGCCUUGAACAGGGGUAUCGCAGCUGUUAAGGAAGAUGCUGUGGAAAUGCUGGCCAGCUACGGGCUGGCCUAUUCCCUCAUGAAAUUCUUCACGGGUCCAAUGAGUGACUUCAAGAAUGUGGGUUUAGUGUUUGUGAACAGCAAACGAGACAGGACCAAAGCAGUUUUGUGCAUGGUUGUGGCUGGUGCUGUGGCUGCUGUGUUUCACACCUUGAUAGCAUAUAGUGAUUUGGGUUAUUACAUUAUUAACAAGCUGCACCAUGUGGAUGAAUCAGUGGGAAGUAAAACUAGAAGGGCCUUCCUUUAUCUUGCUGCCUUCCCUUUUAUGGAUGCCAUGGCUUGGACCCAUGCUGGCAUUCUCUUAAAACACAAACACAGUUUCCUUGUGGGAUGUGCCUCCAUUUCAGAUGUCAUAGCUCAGGUUGUUUUUGUAGCUAUUCUACUUCACAGUCACUUGGAAUGCAGAGAGCCUCUCCUUAUCCCAAUUUUGUCCUUGUACAUGGGGGCACUGGUCCGAUGUACCACCUUAUGCCUGGGCUACUACAGGAACAUACACGACAUUAUCCCUGACACCAGUGGGCCGGAGAUGGGGGGAGAUGCUACAGUAAGGAAGAUGCUGAGUUUUUGGUGGCCUUUGGCAUUAAUUUUGGCAACUCAGCGAAUCAGUAGACCCAUUGUCAACCUUUUUGUCUCACGGGACCUGGGUGGCAGCUCUGCGGCCACAGAGGCUGUGGCAAUUCUGACAGCAACAUACCCUGUGGGACACAUGCCGUACGGCUGGUUGACAGAAAUUAGAGCUGUAUAUCCUGCUUUUGACAAGAAUAACCCGAGCAACAAACUGGUGAAUACCAGCAGCACGGUCACAGCAGCACAUAUCAAGAAGUUCACUUUUGUCUGCAUGGCUCUGUCGUUAACGCUUUGCUUUUUGAUGUUUUGGACUCCGAGUACAUCAGAGAAGAUUUUAGUUGACAUAAUUGGAGUCGAUUUUGCCUUUGCAGAGCUGUGUGUCAUCCCUUUGCGCAUCUUCUCCUUUUUCCCAAUUCCAGUGACGGUCAGAGCACACUUGACUGGCUGGCUCAUGACACUAAAGAAGACAUUUGUAUUGGCGCCCAGCUCAGUGCUGCGCAUCAUCGUCCUCAUCACUAGUCUCAUUGUGCUGCCUUACUUAGGGGUCCAUGGAGCCACCCUAGGAGUAGGAUCACUUUUAGCUGGUUUUGUAGGAGAAUCUACCAUGGUUGCAAUAGCAGCUUGCUACGUCUGUCGGAAACAGAAAAAGAAGCGGAAUGAAAAUGAGACAGCUACGGAAGGCGAAGACUCAGCAAUGACUGACAUACCACAGAUAGAAGAAAUGACAGACAUUGUAGAAAUGAGAGAAGAGAAUGAAUAAUAAAUGGGACCUGAUUGUUCUCUGCAGGGACAAAUAGAAUGACACUUCAGCAUCUUUUCUUCUCUCAUACUUAUUUUUUUGUUUUUAUUUUUGUAAUGAAGAGGUCUUGAUUUAAAAGGCUUCAGAUAAAUUCUCUAGCAUACUGAGUAUGCUCACACUUAUGAGGGACCUAAACAAAGGUCUUUGCUUUUGCUUGGUCAAUUGAAUUUGUUUUCUUGCUCCAUGCAAACUCAAAAGAUAUGGCUGCAUCAUACAAAAGGGCAUUUUUCUCACAUAUUCAUCUUCUUUGGACAAUCUGCAUUUAUCAACCAAAGCCCUCUGUGUCUGUGUCAUUGACUCUGCUGCUUUUCUUCUCUCUAUCAAUUUUUUUCUUUUGUUGUUGAGUAUUUUUUUUAAAAAAACAGCCUUUGAAAAUGCAACUUUAUUUCAUUUGCUUGACAAUGAUUUUGCUAUCUAAACAAAUGUACUGUGGUGGGCCAUUAUGAUUUGUUUUCACUCCUCAUUCAAUGUUAUGCUGUAUAUUAUUACAAAACAAGAUAGGAAGGCAUGAGUUCCAAUGAGCAUAUGGUAUAUAAAAAUAAUAAAAGGGAUGCGAGAAAUACAGGACAAAAA